CACUUUCUGCAUCUCGUCCCCCUCAUCUCACUGUAAGCGUAUCCAGCAGCUGGCCCUGUCUGUCUCGAGCUGAGCGCACAGAUCGCGGGGCCUGUCUGCAGCGCAAACACGCACACACACUCUGCUAUCUGCUGGGACUUCAUCUCACAGCUUUGAUAUGAGGCUGACCAAUGGAUUUUAAUGCUGAUUCGAAGCAGAACGUUCUGAGGUGAACAUGAAGGUCCUCAAAAACAUUCCACUGAUGGUUUUUCUGGCGUAUUUCAGCCUGAGCGAAGGGCUCCAGAGAGCACCCAGAAUCACAACAUUGCUUGAGACAGUCGACGCCUCUCUGGAUCACAAUGCUACUUUCAUCUGUGAGGUGGAUUCAUACCCUCAAGCUGAUAUUACAUGGACGCGGAAUAACUACCCAAUACGGUUUUACGAUUCCAGAUACGUUAUAAGAGAAAAUGGCCAAAUGCUGAUCAUUCCCAAUGUAAAGGAUUCAGACAGUGGAGAAUACUGUUGCAUUGCUAGCAAUGGGAUUGGAGAACCGGCCAAAAGCUGUGGAGCUUUACAGCUGAAGAUGAAGCCUCAAAUCAAAAGGCCUCCUACUAACAUGACACUGAUUGUGGAGUCCAAAGCAGUGCUGCCAUGUUUAACGUUAGGAUAUCCCAAACCCGAAAUAUCCUGGAUUAAAGAAGAUGACUUGAUAAAGGUUAAUAGUCGUAUAUCAGUGCUGGAAUCCGGUUCCCUAAAAAUUAACAACAUCAAGAAAGAGGACGCUGGACAGUAUCGCUGUGCGGCCAGAAACAGUUUUGGGAUCGUGUACUCCAAACCAGUCACUAUUGAAGUACAAGCUCCUGCCAAGAUACUGAAAGUUCCCAAGGAGAAGAAAGUUCAGAUCGGAUCGGAGGUUACGCUGGAGUGUAAUGCCACUGGCAACCCAAUCCCAUCCAUAACUUGGCUUGAAAAUGGCAAUACGAUUUCAGGUGCAUCAGUGGAGGAGACGCUGGUGGAUGAAGUCAUCGUGUCUGUUCUGCGUGUGGUGGUUCAUAAACCAGCUCUCUACACCUGUCAGGCUACUAACCAGCACAGCGGAGGAGCCAACACUGUCAAAGCCACAGCUAAAAUAACCGUCUCAGGUGAGCAUAUGCACUAGACUGUCUACUGUUUUUGUCCCCAAAAGUCCCCACAUUUUCAUAAAAAUGUCAUGGUUACUGAACAAUUUGAUGCUCAGCUAUAAAAAAAUGACUAAAGUGACACAAAAAGAGGGUUCCUGUAAAGAGCAUAUGCAGAUUUAAAGGGAUCAUCAGAUGCAAAAUUCACUUUUACGUGUUGUUUGAACAUAGAUGUGUGAUGGCAACACCCUAUAGUGAUAAAAAUCCACCCAGUGUGUUUUUUUUAAUCCCUAUAA
This is a messenger RNA of Labeo rohita (rohu), 1393 nucleotides long. RefSeq names its product muscle, skeletal, receptor tyrosine kinase (gene musk). NCBI's taxonomy places the organism in Eukaryota, Metazoa, Chordata, Actinopteri, Cypriniformes, Cyprinidae. The transcript has 7 exons. The record is from RefSeq and is a predicted model, not a curated record. The coding region runs from base 215 to 1138 and encodes 307 amino acids.